Molecule: messenger RNA, 2797 nt
Organism: Cucurbita maxima (winter squash)
Lineage: Eukaryota; Viridiplantae; Streptophyta; Magnoliopsida; Cucurbitales; Cucurbitaceae
Product: SPX domain-containing membrane protein At4g22990
Exons: 12
Coding region: 495-2585 (696 amino acids)
Biological process (GO): transmembrane phosphate ion transport from cytosol to vacuole
Cellular component (GO): plant-type vacuole membrane
Molecular function (GO): transmembrane transporter activity
Source: RefSeq, a predicted model, not a curated record
UACGGAAACCCAUAAAUCCAACCCGACGCCAACACCGUGACAACAUAACGUACAUCCCCAUCCCAGUGGCUUUCUUUUUCCAAAAAUUUCUCCUCUCGAUUCGUCAUUUUUCAAAUUUCUAUAUCGCCGGUAGAAAAGUGUGGCAAAACAAAAUCAAGUUGCUGGAGAAGGAUUCUGGUGUGCGAUUUUCGGGCUGUUUUGAUCCAUUUUUCAGGAAAUGAUUCUGCCUUCCGUCUUUUACUUGAUUUCGUUCUGUUUCCGUUUGUAGAAGUUCCUUAAUGGUUGUCUAAGCUUUCGUUUGCAGCUGUUUCUGAAUCCGAGUUUCGAUUUUUUUUUCCCCUCUAUCUCUCAGGAAGUGCUGAGAAGAGUUCAAGAAACUGAUCCUAGUAAAUGGGCAUUUGACUGUGGUGUUAUCAAUAACUUGUUCUCCUUGCAGAUUGUAUCCCUGUGUAUUCUUGGCCUGGUUUUAAGUACCAAAAUUUACAAAGCAAGAGAUGGUUGCCUUUGGAAAGAAGUUAAAGGAAAGACAGCUUGAAGAAUGGCAAGGAUAUUACAUCAACUAUAAGCUUAUGAAGAAGAAGGUAAAACAAUAUGCACAACAAAUGGAAGUUGGAACACAAGAUCGUCGACACGUUCUCAAGGAUUUUUCAAGAAUGCUGGACAACCAGAUUGAGAAGAUUGUACUUUUUCUGUUGGAGCAACAAGGCCUUCUUGCAAGCCGUAUAGCCAAACUUGAUGAACGGCUUGAUGCUCUCCAAGAAGAACCUGAAAUAUCCCAAAUCACUGAACUGCGGGAAGCUUACAGAGCAGCAGGCCAAGAUCUUUUAAGGCUUCUAUAUUUUGUUGAGAUAAAUGCAAUUGGUCUGCGUAAAAUUUUGAAAAAGUUUGACAAGCGGUUCGGUUAUAGAUUUACUGACUACUAUGUCAAAACACGUGCCAACCAUCCUUACUCCCAGCUGCAGCAAGUUUUCAAACAUGUGGGAAUAGGAGCUGUUGUUGGAGCCAUAUCACGUAACUUGCAUGAACUUCAGGACCGCCAAGGAAGAAGCUAUCUAUCAAUAUAUGAUCAGCCUGUGAUCCCUCUCCAGGACCCCGUAGUCGAUUCAAUUAAAGCUGCUGUGGACAGGUUAAGUAACUCAACAAACUUCCUAAACUUCUUGGCACAACAUGCCCUCAUUAUGCGAGAAGAAUUGCCGGCUCCCAUUGAGGAACAAGUUGAUGAUAGCAAUUACCACUUCAUGUCUCUUAUCUUGAACCUAGCAAAUACCUUCCUAUACAUGGUCAAUACAUAUAUUGUGGUCCCAACAGCCGAUGACUACUCCAUGAGCCUUGGAGCUGCGGCAACUGUAUGUGGUAUUGUCAUUGGAGCCAUGGCAGUUGCACAAGUGUUCUCAUCAGUUUACUUCAGUGCAUGGUCAAAUAGAUCUUACUUCAAACCUCUAAUAUUUAGCAGUGUUGCUCUCUUUCUCGGAAACACAUUAUAUGCUCUUGCUUAUGAUCUUCAAUCACUCUGGGUUCUUUUAAUUGGACGUCUUUGCUGUGGAUUGGGGUCGGCUCGGGCUGUUAAUAGGCGUUAUAUCAGUGACUGUGUACCACUAAAAAUUCGAAUGCAAGCAUCAGCGGGAUUUGUUAGUGCCAGUGCUCUAGGAAUGGCUUGUGGUCCAGCUUUGGCCGGGUUACUUCAAACGAAGUUUAAGAUUUACAAGCUCACUUUUAACCAAAACACUUUGCCUGGAUGGGUUAUGGCUGUGGCUUGGCUAAUAUAUCUAAUAUGGUUGUGUAUCUCAUUUCGUGAACCUCCACGGGAAAAUGAAGAGAAUGCCCCACAGGAAUCAAAUCAAGUUCAAAAUGACACUCUUGAGAAUGGUCUUCACCAACCAUUACUUAUUACUUCGCUUGAGAAGCCAUCAGAUGAAGAUGAUGACCCAGAAGUUGAUGACAGUGAAGAAGCUCCUGAGGAAUCUCGCCUACCAGUGACUUCUUUUGGCGCAGCGUAUAGACUACUCACUCCUUCUGUUAAGGUUCAGCUAUUGAUAUAUUUUAUGCUGAAAUAUGCAAUGGAAGUUCUGCUUUCGGAGUCUAGUGUUGUUACCACAUACUACUUUCGCUGGUCCACGAGCUCUGUGGCAAUUUUUCUGGCAUGCCUUGGCCUAACAGUUCUCCCAGUGAAUAUUUUUGUCGGUAGUUACAUUAGCAAUAUGUUCGAAGAUAGGCAAAUACUAUUGGUAUCUGAAAUUCUUGUCUUGAUAGGUAUCCUCUUGAGCUUCAAUGUAAUAAUUCCAUACUCUGUGGUUCAAUAUGUGGGCUCUGGACUUAUCAUGUUUGUGUCGGCUGAAGUGCUUGAAGGUGUGAACCUCGCACUUCUCUCCCGAGUCAUGUCAUCUCGGCUCUCUCGUGGUACCUACAAUGGUGGAUUGCUAUCAACAGAAGCCGGGACUAUUGCACGAGUGAUUGCAGAUGGAACUAUAACCCUUGCUGGUUACUUGGGCCGAAAUAUGCUCUUGAAUGUUACACUCAUUCCCUCCCUCGUCAUUUGUAUAGUCUCCAUUGUUUCCACCUGCUACACUUACAACUCUCUAUACUGAUAGUGAUAUGGUUUCUUCUAUCCGUCAAAAUCCAUAAUUCUUUUCCUUGUCCAUCCCUCCAUUUUUUGCACUUGCUAGUCCCAUGUCUUGCAGGAAAUUAUCUCACUCCUUUAGAUCAUCUAUUGGAUUUUUAAGUUUAUUGUUCUCACAUUUUGUCCCCAACAUAUAGUUCACAUAUAUGGGAAUAGAGAAGCUUCGACCUCUUAGAAGUA